AUGGUUAAACCGGAAAGGUGCCUACGAAUUAACAACACUGCUACUGUUGACUGCUUACCUAAUGUACUUCCCAAAGAUGGUUUUUUAGAUGGAAGUGAAGUUAUAAAUUGUAAUCUUGUUAUCGUUGCACCGGUUGAUUCAGAGAAGUUUGGUGAUCUUACUGAAGACUGUGUCGUUUCAGCAGAUGUUAAGUUUGAUGAACUUGAUGUCACCACUGAAGCUUCGAUGCUUCUCGUCGUUGCCGAAGUAUUUGCUUCUGGUUUUACACUCGUACCGCUUUCAAUUGAUGCUAAUUCAGGACGAUUACAGAAGUCUGUAUUACAGCAACAAAUUCGUGUUUUUUUCACAUUUUUACAUUCACCAGGUUGA
This is a messenger RNA of Enterobius vermicularis (human pinworm), 369 nucleotides long. NCBI's taxonomy places the organism in Eukaryota, Metazoa, Nematoda, Chromadorea, Rhabditida, Oxyuridae. The record is from the annotation of a GenBank genome assembly.